This is a messenger RNA of Anopheles arabiensis, 547 nucleotides long. RefSeq lists its product as uncharacterized. Gene Ontology annotation, cellular component: cytoplasm. The record is from RefSeq and is a predicted model, not a curated record. Gene Ontology annotation, biological process: positive regulation of cytoplasmic translation. Lineage: Eukaryota; Metazoa; Arthropoda; Insecta; Diptera; Culicidae. The transcript is spliced from 2 exons. Gene Ontology annotation, molecular function: zinc ion binding; mRNA binding; translation regulator activity. Bases 63 to 527 code for a protein of 154 amino acids.
ACAAGCAACUGAGAGGACGACGACUUGCACGAAACGAACCCGUCAUAAGGUAUAUUUUGGACAUGCAAGCUAUGGCAUGCGAUGUACCCAUCCCAGAAAUGGAUUUAAUUAAUAUUAUCAUCGAUGGAAUCGGUGAUCCCAUCAACGAGGCAUGGAUUAGAUUUUCUGCAAAAUCUAUGGGCGAUUUAAAACAACUGCUGAAAAGAUAUGAGGAGAUUCGUCCACGUAAUGCUGCCACACCAUCAUCAUCAGGGUCCAUCUGCCAGCCGUUAGGAUCAUCAAGCAACCAACAAAGUGAAGUAAGAUGCUACAACUGUUCGAAAUUCGGGCAUUAUAAAAGUUCCUGCCCAAUGCCGCGUAGACCACCAGGAUCGUGCUUCAAAUGUCACCAAGCUGGACACGCUGCUCGUAAUUGCCCGAACAACAUAAUCAUUCCAUCGGCAGCAGCUCAUCACUCAGUUCAGGAUAACGUACAGCAGGAAACAUUUAAUACGGAUCUAGAAGAAUUUCAACAGGAAGCCCAGUGAGCUUUAUAGAUUCUGCUGUA